Messenger RNA from Porites lobata, 857 nucleotides. The record is from the annotation of a GenBank genome assembly. Lineage: Eukaryota; Metazoa; Cnidaria; Anthozoa; Scleractinia; Poritidae.
AUGCCUUCGGACGAUGGUUAUGCUGCAGUUAUAGUUAACUCAGAAUAUGCUGACGUGUUCAUCCUACUUGUAGCAUUUUGCAGAUCUAUCGACGCCAAACUUUAUCAAAGAUGCGGAACUCAUACGCGUACAAAGCUGGUAGAUAUAGGCAAGGUGGCUCUAGCUUUGGGUGAGAGGCUGUGCAGAGGACUUAUCGGACUUCACGCGUUCACGGAUGUGACACCGUUAGUGCCUUUUCCGGCAAGGGAAAACUCAGCGCAUUUAAGCUAAUGAAAGCAAGGGAAGACGUUAGAGAAGCGUACAUCAAGUUAGGAGAAGCAUGGAAUCUGUCCGAUGAAUUGUUGGACGCAUUAGAGAAGGUUACCUGCUCUCUUUACACUCCCAGCACCGCAACCGCGAGUAAUAUCAACGAUGUCAGAUACAACUUGUUCUGCGCUAAGAACGGUGAAAUCGAAUCUCACUUGCUGCCCCCUUGCAAGGAUUGCCUCAGUAAGCACGCCAUGCGGGCAAAUUAUCAAGCAUGUAUUUGGCGAAGAAGUCUUGAAAGGAAUCCGGUCAUUCCUAGUCCAGUGGGUAUGGGCUGGAAGAUGGAAACACUUGCUGAUUCUCAGGUUCUUAGUAUUGACUGGAUGGAAAAGAAACCUGCACCAGAGGCUGUGCUAGAACUCCUGGUUUGUAAAUAUAAAUGCAAACGAUCUUGCAACUCUCAAUCAUGUCCUUGUGUAGCAAAUGGUCUAAAGUGUACAGAUAUUUGCACUCUAUCGAAAUGUGAAAAUCAAGUGGACGCUGAUGACGAAAUGGAAGUGGGUAGUUCAGACGUUGACAAUGACCCCGAGGAGGAGUGUAAAUUCACUUGA